Molecule: messenger RNA, 19773 nt
Organism: Limanda limanda (common dab)
Lineage: Eukaryota; Metazoa; Chordata; Actinopteri; Pleuronectiformes; Pleuronectidae
Gene: obscna
Product: obscurin, cytoskeletal calmodulin and titin-interacting RhoGEF a
Biological process (GO): protein phosphorylation
Molecular function (GO): protein kinase activity; protein binding; ATP binding
Source: RefSeq, a predicted model, not a curated record
AUGGGAGACAACAUACCAGGAGGAAUAGUCGCAGCUGCAAAGAACCGGCUGCAGGUGGUGAAGGGUUUGGAGGAUGUGGAGGUGUCUGAGUGUGAGAGCUGCUCCUUUGAGGUGACCCUCAACCUGGCCUACAUCGAGGGCGUGUGGAGCAGGGAUGGGAUGCAACUCAAGUCCAAGCCCAACUGUCGCAUCAGCAGGCACGGGAAGAAACAUUCCCUCAUACUGAACAGGGCGGCUCUGGGAGAUGCAGGCCUGUUCUUUUUCCAGGCUAAUGGCAUUCAGACCUCAGGCCAACUCAGUGUCAGAGCUAGGGACAUCAACAUAGUGAAGGAGCUGGAAGAUGUUGACACAACUGAGCGUCAACCCGUGAACUUCAUGUGUGAGGUCAAUCAGGUGGAUGUGGAUGGUCGUUGGCACCGAAAUGACAGCAGGAUCCGAUCUGGGCACAACAUCAAGAUCAGACACCAGGAUAAAACUCACACCCUGAUCUUUGAGUCAGUCAGGCCAGAGCACGCUGGAGAGAUCAGAUUCACUGCUGAGCGUGUGUCAUCCUAUGCAACUCUCACAGUUAGAGAGCUCCCGGUCCAAAUAGUGCGCCCUCUGAGGGUGAAGAUUGCCAUGUAUCGCCACCGGGGUCUGCUGGAGUGUCAGGUGUCACGACCCAAUGCUCAGGUCAGGUGGUAUAAGAACAGGAAGGAGCUCCUGUCCAGUAAGAAGUACCAACUGAUCAGCCAAGAUGUCUACAGGCAACUGACCAUCGACGACAUCUGCUCCUCGGAUGAGGACACUUACACCUGUGAUGCAGGAGAUGAUACGACCUCGUGUCAGCUUCUGGUGGAGGAGCAGGCUAUCCGCAUAGUGCGGGGGUUGAGCUCAGUGGAGGUGAUUGAGCCGAUGCCAGCACUGUUCCAGGCGGAGACCAGCCUGAAGUCGGGGAGGCCUCCACGAUGGACCCUGAACGGUGAGGUACUGGAGUCGUGUGCAGCGGUGAACAUCGACAGGGACGGCAAACUCCACAGUCUCUGCCUCACCUCCACGGACAGCUCCAUGUCUGGUCCCGUGGUCUUUGUAGCAGGCAAGAGUCGCUCCAAUGCUCAGCUCACUGUGACGGAGCGACCUCUUCAGGUUCUUCACCACUUGGACGAUGCAAAGGUGAAGGAGAACAGCUCUGUGACUCUGAGCUGUCAGUUCGCUCCUUCUCCCAGGGUGGUGCGGUGGUUUAAAGGUCGCACUGCUCUGAAGACCACAAACAAGUACAGCAUGAAGAGAGACGGGAAACGAGCAGAGCUGACCAUCCAUGGCUUGACUGGAAUGGAUGGAGGGCAGUAUCGCUGCAUGGCUGGAGGUUCACAGAGCACAGCACAUGUUGCAGUAGAAGUGCGAACGCUCAAGUUGGUCAAACACCUUGAGCCAAUGGAAAUUGAGGAGGAGGGUUUUGCCACUUUCUCAUGUGAGCUCAACUACGUGGUCGCCAACGUGGAGUGGCUCGUCAACAAUGUCCGGGUCUACUCCAGUGCCAUCAACAGGAUCCAGCACAUGGGCACAAUGCAUAGCCUCACAAUGAAGAAGCUGCAGCCUCAGCAGAGCAGGGUCACCUUCAAAACAGGCCUUCUUUCUAUGACUACAAUCUUAAAGGUCAAAGCACGUCCAGCAGUGUUCCUGAGGUCUCUGGAGGAUGCAGUAGGAGAAGAGCUGGGGGAGGUCUGUCUGCAGUGUGAGAUUUCCAAAGAGACAGUGACCCCUGUUUGGAGAAAGGAUGGUAUGGUACUGACGGCUGAUGAUAAACAUGAACUAGUCCAGCUCGGGAGGUCCAUGGUACUGAUCAUCCAUUCACUCAGCAAAGAUGAUGCUGGACACUAUACUUGUGACCUGGGGACCAGCCAGACCAAGGCUAAAGUGACAGUUCAUGACUUGCACAUCACCAUUGUUCAUCGUAUGAAGACAACCUCUGUCCUGGAGGGUGAAAGCUGCACUUUUGAGUGUCUCCUUUCUCACAAUCUCGACGAUGAAGCUUCCUGGACAAUCAAUGGCCAGGUGGUGGUCACCAACAGCCGUAUCCAGGUUAUCAACAAAGACCACAAGUAUGAGAUGACCAUAAGAGAUGCCAUGCUCACUGAUGCCGGAGACGUGGUCUUUACGAUUAAAGACCUCAGCUGUAGAACCAUGCUUUUUGUUAAAGAAAAGCCAGUGCACAUCUUCAGGGAGCUGCUGAAUGUGAAGGCGGUGCCAGGCGAGGACGCAGAGCUCAGCUGUGAAAUCACCAAACCAGAGGUCCCCAUCCGUUGGCUGAAAAAUGGUCAUCUGAUCAGACAGAGCAUGAAGUUCGAGAUGACUGUGGAGAAGAACUUGGCGCGGCUGGUGAUCAGGAACACCACCAUCAGAGACUCUGGAGAAUACUGCUGUGAGGCUGAGGGCGUUGCCUCCCGUGCUAAGCUGGAGGUUAGAGAACUCCAGCACACGUUUGCGAGGGAGUUGAGGGACGCGCGAGCAGAGGAAAAAGCUAAAGUGACCCUUGAGUGUGAGACCAGGCAGCCAGCCAAGUGUGCCACCUGGUUGAAGGGAAUGGUGGAGCUGAGGUCUGGAAGGAAGUACGUCCUCAGGCAGAAAGGCGUGCUGCUGUCUCUGACCAUCUCCUGUCUGGACAAAUCGGACACAGAUAUUUACACAUGUGACGUCGGUACCAUGCAGAGCCGGGCACAGCUGACCGUGCAGGGCCAAAAGGUUUUGAUUCUGGAUGAACUAGAGGACGUUGAGUGUCUCGAAGGUGACACAGUCACAUUCAGAUGUCGAAUCUGUCCCAGCGACUACAUUGGUGUUAAAUGGUACCUGGAUGAGACUCUGCUGUACACCAAUGAGCUCAAUGAGAUCCAGAUGGUUCCCGGAGGCUACAACACGCUCACAUUUAAACAGCUUGCCCGUAAAGACACUGGCACUAUUUCCUUCUCGGCAGGGGACAAAAGAUCGUACGCCUCGCUGCUUGUAAGAGAGAGGCGUCCCACCAUCAUUAAAGCACUGGAGGACUGUGAGGCUAUAGAAGGAGGUGGUUUGAUUUUGUUCUGCGUGACCUCAAAGCCGUGUCACAUCCUGUGGUACAAAGAUGGCUGCCUGAUGUGGAGCUCCUCCAGAUAUUCUGCCAGUCGCUCGGGCUGCGAGGCUCGACUGACAUUUCGAGAGGUGUGCAACAAUGACGCUGGGGUGUACGAGUGCAGUGCAGGAUCUGUUACUACUAGAGCUGUUGUAACUGUCAAAGCCAUUCCUGCAGAGUUCACCAAGAUCCUGAAAACUGUGGAGGCCAACGAAGGAGAGACCGUGACCCUGACCUGUGAGUACUCUCUGCCUGGGGUUCAGGUCAUCUGGAGGAAAGGCUUUGAGAGCAUCAGGCAUGGAGACAAGUACGUGAUGAAACAGAGAAGGACGAUCAACUCUAUAACCAUCAAAGCCCUGAAGCCCGAAGACUCGGGAGAAUAUACCUGUCAGUGCCGAGAUCACCGCACAACUGCCAGUGUCAAAGUGCACGCUAUUCCUAUUUCAUUCAUACAACAACUGAGGAACACGCAGGCAGAGGAGGGCAACAAUGUGACAUUGCGCUGUGAGCUGUCCAAACCUGUGAUAACAUUUGAAUGGAGGAAAGGAGACGAGCUGUUGAGGAACGGGAUCAAGUUCCAGAUCAAGAGGUGGGAGACCACACUGGAGCUUCUGAUCUGGAAGCCUGUGCAUGAGGACAGUGGGGUCUACAGCUGUGUGUGUGCUGAUCAGAUGACAUCUGCCACCGUCAAAAUCACUGCUCUCCCAGUCACAUUCAAGCAGAAGCUGAGGAAUGUGCUGAUCGAGGAGGGCAGCACGGCGACGUUCCGCUGUGAGCUGUCCAAGCCUGGUCAUACUGUGGAGUGGAGGAAGAGAGGGGAGGAUCUCAUCAGGAACGGAGAGAAAUAUCAUAUACGGCAGAGAGACAUGCUGAUUGAACUGAGGAUCCUCGAUGUGACGCCUGACGACAGCAACAUCUACACAUGCAUCUGUGGAAACAUAGAGACGACUGCAACUCUGAAUGUAAAUGCUCUUCCAAUCACCUUCAAGCAAAAGCUGAAGAACCUCCAAGUUGAGGAAGGAAACAACUUCACAUUGUGUUGUGAGAUCUCUAAACCUGGAGUCCCGGCGGAGUGGAGGCUCGGAGGAGACGAGCUAGAGAACGGAGAGAAGUACCAGAUGAAGCAGAGGGACAGAGCUCUGGAGUUGACCAUAAGAGACGCUGUGCCAGAGGACAGUGGUGUAUACACCUGUGUGUGUAGAGAUCAGAGGACAAAGGCCACUGUGAAGGUUAUCGGUGUUCCUGCCACAUUUAAAAUCAGCCUGAAGAGCCAGGAGGCAGAAGAGGGGAGCAGUGUGACGUUACGCUGUGAGCUGUCCAAGAAGGGCGUCCUGCUGCAGUGGCAGAGAGACGGUCAGGUUCUUUCUGAGGAGAUGUCUCGAGGGAGGUACCAGAUGAAAGUAGAAGGAAAGACGGCUAUGUUGACCUUUCUCAGUGUCCAGCCAGAGGACGCAGGGAAGUACAGCUGCAUCAUGGGGGACGAGAAAACCACAGCUGAAGUCAAAGUGAAACCACAACCUGUGACAUUCAAGCGAGAGAUCCAGCGUCUGGUGGCGAAGGAAGGGGACAGCGGUGUUUUCUGCUGUGAGCUCAACAAACCUGGAGCUCCAGUGGAGUGGAGGAAAGGCAGAGUUGUCCUGAAGCCCGGACAGAAGUAUGAGAUGAAGCAAGAGGGACGUCUCACUAAACUGGUUAUCAACAGUAUAGAGGAGAGUGAUGCUGGGAAAUACACCUGCCAGACUAAAGACAGCCAGUCGACUGCUGAGCUCACCGUGCAAGAAUCCCAUGAGCGCAGACGUCAAAGAGGUUUAUCACCAAGUUUCAAGAUGCCACUUGUCAACCAGGAGGUGACGGAGGGAAACAGUGUGGUUCUGCACUGUGAGCUCAACAAACCUGCCCCGUCAGUGGAGUGGACGAGAGGAGGUGAGCCGCUGAAGAACGGAGACAAGUAUCAGAUGAGGAAGAAGGAGCUCCAGGUGGAGAUGAAGAUUGUGGACCUCAGUCUGGACGACAUGGGAGAUUAUAGCUGUUGGUGUGGUGACCAGAGCACAACAGCAAGCAUCCUGGUGAAUGAGCAGCCCAUCAAAUUCCUUCAAGAACUGAAAAAUAUCCAGGUGCAGGAGGGUAACGGGGUGACACUGUGCUGUGAGCUCUCCAAACCGGACACUCCUGUGCAGUGGAAGAAAGGAGACAGUGUGUUGACCAGCGGAGAGAAAUACCAGAUGAAGCAGAACGGCUCCACGCUGGAGCUGCUCGUCAGGAAAAGCCAGCCUGAGGACAGUGGCACAUACAGCUGUGUUUGUGAAAACAUGAAAACCACUGCCACCAUCAUCAUCACUGCGAUUCCGGUGACUUUCAAACAGAAGUUGAAGAACCAGGAAGCCGUGGAGGAGGGCAGCGUGAUGCUGCGCUGUGAGCUUUCCAAACCAGGAGUCCCAGUGGAGUGGUGGAGGGAUGCUCAGCUUCUGAAGGAGGGAGACAAAUAUCAGAUGAAGCAAGAGGGCAGGAUGGCUGAGAUGCUGAUUAGAAAUGUAACCCUCGCAGACUCAGGGGAGUACUGCUGCUCUGUUGGCACUGUAGUGACUUCAGCUGACAUCAAAGUAAGAGCGCUCCCUGUAACAUUUACACAAGAGAUUGAGAAUUUGGAAGUGAAGGAAGGGGACAGUGGAGUUUUCUGCUGUGAGCUCUCCAAACCUGGAGCUCCAGUGGACUGGAGGAAAGGCAGAGUUGUCCUCAAACCUGGAUACAAAUAUGAGAUGAAGCAGGAGGGACGUCGCACAGAACUGAUCAUCAACAACGUGGAGGAGAGCGAUGCUGGGAAAUACACCUGCAAGACUAAAGACAGCCAAUCAGCUGCUGAGCUCGCUGUCAAAGCUCCUCCCAUCAUGUUCAAGAUGAAAUUAAGGAGCUUGCAGGUGGAGGAGGAGAGCAGUGUGACACUGAGCUGUGAGUUAUCUAAACCUGGCCUCGCUGCGGAGUGGAGGAAAGGAGAGGAGCGUCUGACGAACAAUUUCAAGUAUCAGAUCAAAAGUCGAAACAGCAUCAUGGAGCUGACCAUCAAAAACUCACAGCUGGAGGACAGUGGACUCUACAGCUGUGUCUAUGGCGAUGCCAAGACUACAGCCAAUGUUACCAUAACACCGAUUCCCCUCACUUUUAAAAUGGGUCUGAAGAACCAGGAGGCCUCUGAAGGAGGCAACGUGUCCCUGCACUGUGAGCUGUCCAGGGCCGGGGUGCCUGUGCAGUGGUGGAAGGCCGAGGAUCAGCUCUCUCAAGGCGGGCGGUAUCGGAUGAUGCUGAAAGGAAAUGUAGCCGAGAUGCACAUCAAAAACGUCCAGCCGGAAGAUGUGGGACAGUACAGCUGUGUCUUUGGAGAGCAGAAGACGACCGCUGAAGUGAAUGUGCGAGCGGCCGCAUCCGUUUUCUUUGAGAAGGAGCUGGAGAACAAAGUGGUAAUGGAGGGGAAACCUGUGCUGAUGUCCUGUGAAGUUUCCAACGCUAAUGUCCCCGUCACCUGGAAGAGGGACAACAUUGUGGUGGAAGACGGAGGGCGAUGCAUUCUGAAGAAGAACGGCCCCACGCACUCUCUGGAGAUCAGGAAAUUGCUUCUGGAGGAUGCUGGAGAGUACUGCUGCAUCACCAGAGGCAAGAGGACCACCGCCAAGCUGGUCGUGAGGGAGCGCGUGCGGAUUGUAACCGGGCUGCAGGACGUGACGGUGACAGCAGGGGAGGACGCAGUGUUUGUGUGUGAGCUGAGCCAUGCUGAUGUGAGUGAAGGUGUCUGGUGGCUCGGAUCUAGCCCUCUGCAGAGCAAUGAGAUGAACCAGAUGACGUGCCGGGGUCGCGAGCACCGACUGGUCCUCACCAUGACAACACCUGAGGAAACGGGCACUGUGGCGUUUGUGAUUGGGGAAGAGAGGACCUCUGCCUGUCUGCUAGUGGUCACUAAGCCCAAAGUUUUAUUCGAGGAGAAGCCCAAAGACGUUGUGAUCAUGGAAGGAGAGACAGCCACCUUGUCCUGCACGAUCUCUGACUUUACCUCCACUGUUAUCUGGAGACGGAACCACAUUCCCCUUAGCAACAGUGAUAAAUAUGACAUACGUAAACAGGGAAAAGUCAACCUACUGCUUAUCCGUGACGUGGAGCCUCUGGAUACUGGCAUAUACUCCUGUGAUACGGGAGACAUGCAGAACACUGCCAAACUCAGCGUUACAGAGCUCCCUCCAUUCUUCCAGGAGGAACUGCAGAGUGUGGAAGCGAUGGAGGGAGGUUCGGCCUCGCUGUUCUGUGAGCUGUCUAAACUGGGAGUGCCGAUUCAGUGGAAGAAGAACAGGCUGCCGCUGAGAUCCAGCAGGAAGUACGAGAUGAAGCAGGACGGCUGCCUACUCCAGCUGCACAUCAAGGAGCUCAGACUUGAGGACAGUGGCAGCUACUCAUGUGAAGCAGGAAGUGUAGAGACCACUGCGACGGUGACAGUGAAAGAGCUGCCGCCAUUCUUCAAGAAAGAGCUAAGAAGAGUGGAGGCUGAGGAGGGUCGAGCAGCCUCCUUGUGCUGUGAGCUGUCUAAACCUGGGGUGUCAGUGCAGUGGAAGAAGAGCACCCUACCACUUAGAGCAAGCAGGAAGUACGAGAUGGAACAAGAUGGCUGCCUUCUUUAUCUUCAGAUCAAGGAGCUCACACCUGAGGACAGUGGCAGAUACACAUGUCAAGCAGGAGGUGCAGAGACCACUGCAACUGUGACAGUGAAAGAGCUCCCACCGUUUUUCAAAGAGGAACUGCAAAAUGUGAGGGCAGAGGAGGGAUGUUCUGCCUCCAUGUGCUGUGAGGUGUCUAAACCUGGGCUAUCAGUGCAGUGGAAGAAGAACAAUCUGCCAUUGAGAGCCAGCAGGAAGUAUGAGAUGAAAGAAGAUGGCUGCUUCCUCCAGCUGCACAUCAAGGAGCUCAAACCUGAGGACAGUGGCAGCUACACAUGUCAAGCAGGAAGUGUAGAGACCACAGCGACUGUGACAGUGAAAGAGAUCCAACCAUUUUUCAAUACAGAAUUACAUAAUGUGGAGGCAGAGGAGGGAGGUACAGCCUCACUGUCCUGUGAGGUGUCCAAGCCUGGUCUGUCAGUGCAAUGGAAGAAGAACAAACUUCCACUGAGAGCCAGCAGGAAGUAUGAGAUAAAGCAAGAUGGCUGCUUCCUCCAGCUGAACAUAAAGGAUCUCAAAGCUGAGGACAGUGGCAGCUACACAUGUGAAGCAGGAAGUGUAGAGACCACUGCGACUGUGACAGUGAAAGAGAUCCAACCAUUUUUCAAUACAGAAUUACAGAAUGUGGAGGCAGAAGAGGGAGGUACAGCCUCACUGUGCUGUGAGGUGUCCAAACCUGGGCUGUCAGUGCAAUGGAAGAAGAACAGACUGCCACUAAGAGCAAACAGAAAGUAUGACAUGAAACAAGAUGGCUGCCUCCUCCAGUUACACAUAAAGGAUCUCAAACCUGAGGACAGUGGCAACUACACAUGUCAAGCAGAAAGUGUAGCAUCCACUGCGACUGUGACAGUAAAAGGUGAGUGUGCAUUAGGAUUCUGACUGUAUCAGGACAUUCAUUUCAACAAGGGUUUCCUACAUAGACUGUAUUAUAAACCCUCCAACUUAAUAUCUAGAAAGCCUGGAGAAAAAAACGAAGUUUCAAAAAUGUUGGUUCCACUGAGGUUUGAAGCUUCAUCCAAUCCACAGAUGUUCGAUGCAGUUUGUUCUUGCUUUUUGUUUCCAGAACUCCUUCCAUUUUUCAAGACAGACUUACAAAGUAUGGAGGCUGAGGAGGGAGGUGCAGUCUCCCUGUCCUGUGAGGUAUCUAAACCUGGUCUGCUAGUGCAGUGGAAGAAGAACAGACUGCCACUAAGAGCCAGCAGGAAGUACAAGAUGAAGCAGGAAGGCUGCCUCAUCAAGCUCCACAUGGAGGAGGUCAAACCUGAAGACAGUGGCAGCUACACAUGUCAAGUAGGAGCUACAGAGACCUCUGCAACCUUGACAGUGAAGGAGCUUCCUCUAUUCUUCAACAAAGAAUUACAAAGUGUUGAAGCUGAGGAGGGAGGUGCAGCGUCGCUGUCCUGUGAGGUGUCUAAACCUGAAGUGUCAGUGCAAUGGAAGAAGAACAAUCUGCCACUGAGAGCCAACAGGAAGUAUGAGAUGAAACAAGAUGGCUGCCUUCUCCACCUGCACAUCAAGGAGCUCAAACCUGAGGACAGUGGCAGCUACACGUGUCAAACAGGAAGUGUGGAGACCACUGCGACUGUGACAGUAAAAGAGCUGCUGCCAUUCUUCCACAAGAAAUUAACAAAUGUGGAGGCUGAGGAGGGAGGUGCAGCCUCCUUGUCCUGUGAGUUGUCGAAACCCGAGGUGUCAGUGCAAUGGAAGAAGAACAAUCUGCCACUGAGAGCCAACAGGAAGUAUGAGAUGAAACAAGACGGCUGCCUCCUUCACCUGCACAUCAAGGAUCUCAAACCUGAGGACAGUGGCAGCUACACAUGUCAAACAGGAAGUGUAGAGACCACUGCAACUGUUACUGUCAAAGAGCUUGCACCAUUCUUCAAGAAGGACUUACAGAGUAUGGAGGUUGAGGAAGGAGGUAAAGGCUCCCUUUCCUGUGAGGUGUCUAAACCUGGUCUGUCAGUGCAGUGGAAGAAGAACAAUCUGCCAAUCAGAGCAAAUAGGAAGUAUGAGAUGAAAGAAGAUGGCUGCCUCCUCCACCUGCACAUCAAGGAGCUCAAACCUGACGACAGUGGCAGCUACACAUGUCAAGCAGGAAGUGUAGAGACCACUGCAAGUGUUACUGUCAAAGGUGUGACCGCAUAUAAAAUGUUUAACUCCCCCAAAUGUUUGUCCCCAGAACUCCCUCCAUUCUUUAAUCGAGAAUUACAUAAUGUGGAGGCAGAGGAGGGAGGUACAGCCUCACUGUCCUGUGAGGUGUCCAAACCUGGUCUGUUGGUGCAAUGGAAGAAGAACAAACUUCCACUGAGAGCAAACAGGAAGUAUGAGAUGAAACAAGAUGGUUGCUUCCUCCAGCUGCACAUCAAGGAUCUCAAACCUGAGGACAGUGGCAGCUACACAUGUGAAGUAGGAAGUGUGGAGAACACAGCGACUGUGACAGUGAAAGAAAUCCAACCAUUUUUCAAUACAGAAUUACAGAAUGUGGAGGCAGAAGAGGGAGGUACAGCCUCACUGUGCUGUGAGGUGUCCAAACCUGGGCUGUCAGUGCAAUGGAAGAAGAACAAGCUGCCACUAAGAGCAAACAGAAAGAAUGACAUGAAACAAGAUGGAUGCCUCCUCAAGCUGCACAUAAAGGAUCUCAAACCUGAGGACAGUGGCUGGUACACAUGUGAAGCAGGAAGUGUAGAGACCAGUGCAACUGUGACAGUUAAAGAGCUCCCUCCAUUCUUCAAAAAGGAUUUACAAAGUAUGGAGUCUGAGGAGGGAGGUGCAGUCUCCCUGUCCUGUGAGGUAUCUAAACCUGUGCUGUCAGUGCAAUGGAAGAAGAACAGACUGCCGCUAACAGCCUGCAGGAAGUACAAGAUGAAGCAAGACGGCUGCCUCCUCGAGCUCCACGUUGAAGCGCUCAAACCUGAGGACAGUGGCAGCUACACAUGUCAAGCAGGAAGUGCAGAGACGACGGCAGCUGUGACAGUGAAAGAGCUGCCUCCAUUCUUCAAGAAAUACUUACUAAGUGUGGAGGCUGAGGUGGGAGGUGCAGCUUCCUUAUCCUGUGAGGUGUCGAAGCCUGGAGUGUCGGUGCAAUGGAGGAAGAACAAUCUGCCACUGAGAGCAAAUAGGAAGUAUGAGAUGAAUGAAGAUGGCUGCCUCCUCCACCUGCACAUCAAGGAGCUCAAACCCGAGGACAGUGGCAGCUACACAUGUCAAGCAGGAAGUGUGGAGACCACUGCAAUUGUUACAGUGAAAGAGAAUGAGAAUGCUGGUCUCCCAGAGGCCAAACCUGUUCCUCCAGAGCCCAAAAAGAGAGCUAACAGGAAAGCAUCUAUUACAAAUUCAGAAAAAGAUGUUGAGCCAUUGAUGGAUCUGAAAAAGUCUCUGGGGGAGAAUAAAGAAGACCAAAAGGGAAACCAACUUGUCAAAUCUAUGGAGAACGACUUUGAUAUUGUGCACAAUAUAACACAACAUGAGAAGAAUGAGGAGAAAGCUGAUAAGUCUGUGAGUUUACUGGAGACGGAUAUCAGGCCAGUCGAAGAGCGAGAAGGAUCUUUGGAAUCAGAAACUGAAGUUUUGCUUGAGCAGAAACAACCCAGAAGGAUUUCAGAGGACGCAGUUCAAGCUGAUCUCAAAUUACGUCAGUCAGAGAAGAUUCUGGGUGACGCUGUGGUUGAACAGACAAAGCCGGUAUUAAUGUAUCAGGAAAAGGAAGGUGGUGUUGGGCCGAGCUUAAAACAACCAGGAAAGCCUUCAGAGGUAAUAAGUGUGGUUGAGAAGAAGGUGAUGCCUCCAGGAAUAAUCCAGUGGAAGGAUGGCGAGAAAGAGCCUGUGAAACUGCUAGAAAAGUUAAUUGGGAGAGAAACAAAGGAACAUGUGAAGUCUACAAUGAAGGAAGGUGACGAGACAGAAGAGGAACCUUUAAAACCACCAGUCAGAGCUAAAGCAAAGACAGCAGAGGGAAAACAAUCGUCUAUGUUUGUUGUGAAUAAAACUGAGAAGGUAAUUCCCCAUGCAUUAGAGACAACUGUCAACGAUUCACAGAAAGACCAAGAACAAAGAGAGAGUUUAAAACAACAAGAGGCAGGAAGAGAAACAAAGCCACUGGUUCAGGUUCCUGUUAAUCCCUUGGACAAAACUUCAGUAGAACAACAGGAAAAACCUUUAGAAAGAGAGGCUGAGGCUCCAAAACCACCUGUGAGGAUAAAAAGUAAAGCAAAGGGAGGAACAGACAGACAACUAUCAAGGGACACAGAGACAGUUCAUGAAGGACAAGAGCUAACAGGAGGUGUGCCGAAAAUAAAGGAUGAUCAGCCAAUACAGCAGUCAAUAAGACCUGUGGUUAAAGAGGUCAAAGAGAAGCCCAGAUUUGAGAGGAAACAAUCAAUAACAACCGACACAGACACGGACGAGAAAAUCAGGCAGCCUGUGAAAGCUUCAGAGAAAAACAAAACGACCAAACAGACGAUUAAACAACCGGUGAAACCCAUGAGAAAGGAAACUGAAGCUGACAAGGAAAGUAAAUUGGUAGUCGAGCCCACGAGAAGGGAGGAAGGGCCACAGACGAUGAGGAAGCUAGAGGAUGUUCCCCUUCUCUACAUUUCUGAGGAUGAAACUUUCUUAGAGGCUUUGACCGAGAUACCGGCGAACCACAGCAUGAUCCAGCCCAUUGGUUCUGUUACUGAGGGAUCAACCCAAUCCUCUAGUCCUCCUCCAGUUAAUGUCCCCGCGAAGACGCAACCAUCCGAGGAGGCUUCACCAGAGUUCGACAUCAGCGUCGAAGAUGAGCCACAAUUGAAAGAGGCUGCAGUCAAGAUCCAGGCUGCAUUUAAAGGAUACAAAGCCCGCAAAGACAUGCGACCUGUCUUCAGAGAGGUGUUCAAGAACCAGAGUGCAGAUGUUCAUAGCACACUCACUCUAGUGUGUGCUGUAGAAGGGAAACCCAGCACAGUGCGCUGGCUGAGAAAAGGCACAGAAAUCACUAAUGACCACCGCUGCCGUUCUAGAACAACAGCAAAUGGCGAGUUCACGCUGGUGAUCAAGAACCUGACCACCAGCGACAGUGGAAUCUAUACAUGUGAGGUGGUGAAUAAGUUUGGUGUAACCUCCUACAAUGGAAACAUCACAGUAGUGCAUCCUCAGCAGCCUGCUCUUGCAGCCCAGAAGACUGUACACCCACCGCUUGCAGCCAUAACUCCUCUGCAACUCGCAUCACCGACGGCCCAGAGUCCAGGAACGAUUCCAACUGCAGCUACAGAUGCUGCAAACUAUGUAGAAAGUGUGAGCGUCUCUCUGUGGGAGGCCUACAACCUGACGGAGCAGGAAAUACCAACGGGUCUGCAAGAAAGGAGAGGAUCAUCUCUUAUUGCUGCCAGCUCCAUGUCGAGUCCGUCUGAUUAUGACACAGCUCCUGAUAUAAUGGAACCUGUUGAAACUAGUCCUGCCGUUCCAAGGGAAGAACCAAUUUCAGAAGACCAAGUAUCUCCAAAGGGUGACAAAGAAGAGAUAGCUGCUCCACAACCUCCUAAGCAACUACUGAAGGUCAUAGGGGCUCCUGAUGGCAAAAUGAGGACACAAUCUCCAAAGCACCAUCGUGCCCACACACCCUUAGCUAGUACCGUCUCUGGAUCAGAAUCUGAAGGUGAAGAGGACAGCAGAGAGACGUUUGAAAUGUAUGUGGCUCGAGCGGACUGCAGCCCUAACAGUGGGAAUAAGGACAGUUUCAUUCUGAAGGAGGGUCAGUUUGUAGAGGUGCUGGACUCUGUUCAUCCUGACAGGUGGCUGGUGAGGACCAAGCCCACCAAAACUAGCCCGGCUCGACAAGGAUGGGUGUGUCCAGCCUACCUAGAGAAGAAGAGAAGGGAGACUUUCCCACAAGUUAGAGCACCUCAAGAGGAUCUUGAUGGAAUAGGGUCUUCAGGAGAAGAGUACAGGAGAGCUCUGAGUCAAUUGGUCCAAGGCCUGGUUGAUGGAGAGGAGGAGUUUGUGAAGGAGAUGAAGACAUUCACCUCUCACCAGCUGAAUUAUCUGGACACUAGUCGCCACAUCCCCAUUAACAUCCUCACCCAGAAAGAGAUCAUUUUCAGAAAUAUCAAGGACAUUGUGUUGCUGCAUGACAGGUCCAUCCUGCCUGGCCUAAGAGGCUGUGCCACAGAUGAUGACGUGGCAAUGCAUCUGAUCCAGCACACUGAAGACUUUGAGAAGUAUCUUCACUACAUAAUGGGUCAAGCACAAGCAGAAGCCUGCGUCGCUGACAAGGCUACCCAGCAGUAUUUCAAGGAGUUAACAGAGUCUAGUCAGCGUGAUGCUCCCUACAUGGAUGUUCUCACCUUCCUCCAGAGACCAGUGGAGAGGAUUCAAACCUACCAGGCUUUACUGAAGGAGUUGAUAAAGAACAAAGCCAAAAGUGGUCAGAGCUGCUGUCUGUUGGAGGAUGCCUUCUCCAUGGUGUCCUGUCUGCCCUGGAGGUCUGACAACCUGCACCAGGUGUCCCUCAUCGAGAACUACCCUGCUCCUCUGACUGCCCUGGGUGAACCUGUGCGACAGGGAGUCUUCACAGUGUGGGAGGAUACUCCAGAAAUGAAGACGGCCUCUAGAGGGCAUCAGAGACAAGUCUUUCUCUUCAAGGACUGCAUUGUGCUGUGUAAACUGAAAAGAGACACGCGCAUGAACAGUGUCACCUACACUUUCAAGAACAAAAUGAAGCUGAAUGACGUGGAAAUAAAGGAGACUGUGGGCGGGGAUGAAAGGUCUUGGGGUUUAUGGCACGAGCACAGGGGCUCAGUGCGGCGGUACACGCUGCAGGGCCGCUCCGCACUGGCUAAACUCCCCUGGCUCAAGGACCUGAAGGAGCUCCAGCAACGCUCCAGUCUGCCCACCAACAGUCCACCAGUGUUCGAGUCCCUGUUGUCUGACUGCACAACAAAGAUAGGACAGACUAUUAAACUGACAUGCAAGGUCACGGGAUCGCCCAAACCAGUGAUCAGCUGGCUCAAAGAUGGCCAUCCUCUGGAGGACGACCCCCGUCAUAUUAUUACAGCCGACCGCUCUGGCACCUGCAGUCUCAUCCUGGACAGUCUCACUGCAGACGACUCCGGACAGUACACGUGCUACGCUACCAGCUCCAUGGGCGCUGCUGGUACUUUGGCUAAGGUUGUGGUGCAGGCUCCACCCAGAUUUGUGAGUCGGCUGGAGAGUGCGUGUCUGAUAGAAGGAGAGGAUAUCCAGUUCAUUUGUUCCACGCUCAGCACUCCUUUACCCAGAAUCAGGUGGUUGAAGGACGGCAGAGAGUUGGCUGACCGGCAAAAAUAUUUGAUUCUGAAUGAUGUUCGGAGUGGAAUAUUGUGUCUGACAAUCAUCAGGGCAACAGAGGCGGAUAUUGGACAAUACGAGUGUGAGCUCUGGAACGAGUUUGGCUGCGUCAAGUGUAAAGCUGGCCUGUGCCCGGCUUACGUGCCACCGACUGACGAUGAGAACGACCAACCUCAGGACUUACCUCCUAAAGAUGCAGACUCAGAGGGCUGGUCCACUGCCUUUGUGAAGAAGUGGUUACAGACUGAUUUUAGCCCCACUUCUAUCGCCAAGAUGCUUUUCACUCCAGGAAACCCUGAACAGUACACCACACCCAUGGAUGAGUCGCCUCAGCAGCAUCUCUGUUACCUGGAGGAAGUGGAGGAGGAGAUUUACAUCUCUGAACCCAUGCAAGAAAUUACAGAUGCUCCUCCCUCCAUCCAGGUGCCCACUGAAGACCUGUGUGUAGAUCCUGGUCAAUCAGCUACGUUUACUGCCAUCAUCACAGGGAGGCCCGCCCCUCAGAUCCAGUGGUACAAGGAUGAAGACGAGCUUGCAGCCAAUGAGAAUGUGGAGAUGGCCCAGCAUGGUGCCCGCUGCUCACUGACCGUAGUGUGCUCUGAGGGCGAAGACAGCGGCACAUACACCUGCUUCGCCUACAACAGCUCCGGUCAUGACUCGUGCCAGGCUCAGCUCACAGUGGAGGAAGGUCCACUGGAGUGUCAGGAGAGUGAGGUGGAGCUGGGGAAGAGAAGGAAGUUGUUCUCUGUCUAUGAUGUCCAUGAGGAAAUUGGAAGGGGAGCGUUUGGAGUGGUGAAGCGUGUGGUCCACAGAAGAACAGGUGAAGUCUUUGCUGCCAAGUUCCUGCCCCUGCGGAGCAGCACUCGGACGAGGGCCUUCCAGGAGCGAGACCUGCUCUCUCGUCUGGCUCAUCCCAGAGUGGCCUGUCUGCUGGACUUCUUCUGCACCAGACGCACUCUGGUGCUGAUCACAGAAAUCUGCUGUUCUCAUGGACUUCUGGACCAUUUAUUACUGAGAGGAUCAGUCUCAGAGAAAGAGGUUCAGUCAUACAUCCAGCAAAUCUUUGAAGGUGUUGGACACAUUCACAGCAUGAACAUUUUGCAUCUGGACAUUAAACCUGAUAAUAUCCUCAUGGUAUAUCCACCCAGAGACGAGAUUAAGAUUUGUGACUUUGGCUUUUGCCAAGAAAUGGACACAUCCAGACACCAGUACAGCAUGUUUGGAACACCUGAGUUCAUUGCACCUGAGAUCGUUCACCAAGAGCCCGUCACUGGGGCCACUGAUAUUUGGGCUGUGGGGGUCAUGGCUUAUCUAUGUCUGGUGUGUCGCUGCCCGUUUUCGGGUGAGACAGACCGUGCGACACUGCUGAGAGUGGGGGAGGGGACCCUGAACUGGGACGCGCCUGAUGUCACCAGCAGGAGCCCAGAGGCCCAAAGCUUUCUCCACCUGCUCCUUCAACCAGAUCCAGAGAGGCGACCGUCUGCCUUUGAAUGCUUGAGCCAUGAAUGGUUUCAGGAUGAAAAUGCUGGAGAGGACACUGAGGAAAUUAACACAAAGAGUUUGAGAGUAUUUAUCUCAAAAACAAAAUGGCAGCGGUCUUUGACUUGCAUCGGGUCAGUGCUCACGAUGAGGCCCGUCCCCGAGCUGCUGGACGCUCCUCUCAGAGAGACGGCGGUGACGGUGCCUCGCGAGCUGCAGGAACACAGCAGCACCUCGGUGAGCAGCGGCUCGUCCUCUGAAUACGAUGAAGCAGACUCCUGGGACUUUUUCCAGCACUACAGCCCGACUGAGGAGGAGGAAGAGGAGGAGACAGAGGAGGAUUACGAUCCUUUAAUGGAGAGAGCACAGAUCCCAGAGCCUUUCCCCAAACUCCAAGUAGGUGCGGAGGAAGAGGAUGAGAUGACAUUAGGGGAGGAAGAAGAUGGAGAGAUACUAGGAAGGAGGAGUGUAUUAGAGAGGAGUGUGAGCAGGCUGUCGGUGGCGUCAUCGGAUGCAUCUUGCCAACAGACACCUCAGAGGGAGCGCAGGUUCAGCAAGGACAGCAGUCCAUCUCUCCACCUAUCGGACUGGGAUGAGGGCUCGGGAAGUGAUGGAGGUCGUAUCCCUCGGGGCAGCGUGAUCCGAAGUACUUUCUACAGCAGCUCUCAACAGCUUUCACCCUUGUCUGCUAGACACAUGUCAUUACGGGACAAAUUCAAGGCCAGAAAACAGGAGAGGGGCCGCAAACCACUCAGGAGGAGUUUCUCAGGACGCCUCAAUGAGCCCCUAAUUGAAUAUGUGGAGGAUGAGACAGAAACUAACCGUGGUCAGAGACGGGGAUCCAUCCAAGCCUCGAUACAGAAAUCCUGCUCUUUUGACAGCGGAGUUGGUCUCGCCCACGGCAACGUGCCCCCUCACAGGAGGAGCAGGUCCCUGGAUGAGUAUUCACGUCGCUCCCCGAGUUCCCCCCCGCGCACAAAGCCGGGUGACGAAGAAGGUUCUCAAAGUCUGAAGGAAGAUUUCACAGAUGAUGAAGUGGCAGGGAGGAAGUUGUUGGCCAUUCCGAGUCCACGGCGACCCACAAGAAGAAGAGGCUCCAUCGCUCCUGUACAUGGAGCUCACACACUGGGUGCAACAUCUGCUCCUUCAAACUUCCUUGCUGGAAACAGAACGGGCAACAGGCAGGAUAGGGAGCAGACAGAGGGAGGAAACACCCUUGCUGGCUCCCUGGGUUCUUUGGCUGAAUCAUAUAUUUUGGAGCCCGGUGGUUCAGAGUCUUCGAGCAGACUCGGCUCUUAUGAGGAGCUGAGUCAGGGCCAUCUCAGAGGAAGAUACAGAUCAGGAGACAGUGAAGAGUAUGAUGAUCACCAGGAGCCCCUGCUUUCGUCAUCCUCCUGCUCAUUCCAAGAAGUCAAACCCAGAGGCCCAUUUCCACAGGCACCGCCGCGUAACCGCACCCGCUCCAACCCCAGCUUAUCGCCGAGCCCCAGUCCCAGCCUCUCCUCCCUCCAGGCUCCGGAGAGGCCUCCCAGGACCAGAGACAAGAAGGAAGCUCAAGGCCUCCAGAGGCAUGCGUCAGCUCCAGCCCUGGAACUCCUACCGCCCACAGGAAAGUCACCAAGGCUGGGACUACUGAAGAUCUUCCGCAGGCAGUCGUGGACUGGUCACUCUUACUCUCAACUGGACGACCCGGAGUUAGGACCCACGUUAGGAGAGAUCAUGAAGCCUGAUACACCCACCAUGUCUCUGAGGAAGAAAAUGAGAGCUUCAGCCUCCAGCCUGACCAAGCUGUUCUCCAGAUCCUCCAGUAAAGAGGAUGUGAGUAAAGGGCCAAUAGUAAAAGGAUCAGCUGCCAUCCCAGGCGAAAGGGAAGGGGGUCUAGAGAGUACAAAGAAGAGGACAUCCAAAAUCCUGCCUUCUUUCAAAAUACCCAGAUUCAAAAAGACUAAAGAUCUGCUGGUCCGUCCCAACAAAGUUGACGUGCUUCAGUUAGAUGGAGGCGGAGUCCUGCUGGUUUGGAAACCUGUCAAGUCGAAUGACCCCAUCACCUACUGUGUGCAGUACUGUACAGAUGGUGGGGAUUGGAUGCUCCUGUCAGAGGAGGUGACGGACAGCAGCUAUGUGGCGAAGGAUUUACCGAGAGGAGCAUCGUACGUGUUCAGGGUCGGUUGCAUCACCACGACCAGAGCUGGACCUUUCAGUGACGCCUCAGCCCCUGUCGUUAUGGCGACUCACCCAGAAGAGACUCAAAUCUCUCUCAUUCAGACUGAGACCCUGGGGUCAAAGGUCACUGGAUCAGCACAAAAGAACUUCAGCUUCCUUGCUGAGAUCAACAGGGGUCGGUUCAGCGUACUGAACCUCUGCAGGGAUGUUGAGACCAGCCAAGUGUUUGCUGCAAAGAUCACCCCCUACCAGGCAGAGAAGAGGCAGCUGGUGCUGAGAGAGUACCAGCUGCUGAAGAGGCUUCACCACCCACAUCUGGUGCAGCUGCACGCCGCCUACAUCACCUCCUGCUACCUGGUGUUAGUGGAGGAGCUUUGUCCUGGCAAGGAGCUGCUAUACAGUCUGGCUGAGAGAGACCUGUAUGCAGAGUCUCACGUUGCGGAGCUGCUGGUUCAGAUUCUCGGUGCCGUCGACUACCUUCACAGCCGUCGAAUCAUCCACUUGGACCUGAAGUCGGACAACAUGCUGGUGGAUGACAACCGCUUGAAGAUUGUUGACUUUGGCUCAGCUCAGUCCUUCACACCCGGACAGCCCCUCAACGUUGAGCACAUCGAAGGCCUGUCGGGGAGCAAAGUUUAUAUUGUCCUUCCUAAAGCUCCGGAAAUCCUGGAGGGUCAGGGCGUCGGGCCUGAAACAGAUAUCUGGGCUAUUGGGGUUCUGUCAUUCAUCAUGUUGAGUGCCGACAGUCCGUUCCAGGAAGAGCAAGACAGAAACAUCAAGAAGGGGAAGAUCCAGUUUGGAUGCUGUUACCCUGGUCUGUCAGAGGGAGCCUUAACCUUCAUGAAGAGCAGCCUGAAUAACAAAUCAUGGGGAAGACCCACUGCAGCCGAGUGUCUCCAGAACCCGUGGCUCCGUGCUUAUCGUGCUCCUCACAAAGUGCGACACUCCAAGGUGUGUUUCUCCACCGACAAGCUCAAAGCGUACCUCACGCAGAAGGAGGAGAAGCGAGAGCUGGUCCGCACCAAGCUGCAGGGUCCCUUCUUCCAGUAA